Plasmodium vivax (malaria parasite P. vivax) is the source of this 2967-nucleotide messenger RNA. RefSeq lists its product as hypothetical. Bases 1 to 2967 code for a protein of 988 amino acids. Gene Ontology annotation, molecular function: GTP binding. The transcript has a single exon. The record is from RefSeq and is a predicted model, not a curated record. Lineage: Eukaryota; Apicomplexa; Aconoidasida; Haemosporida; Plasmodiidae.
AUGCAGCUACUGGGCCAGAUCUUUCGAAGGUACGCCAGCUUACGAGCCAAACUGAGGGCAGAACAGGUGAGCAAAAAUAUGAGCCACAGUGCGAGAAGCCGCGUGAGCAACGAUGCGUACGGAACGCACGGAUCGCACGGAUCGCACGGAUCGCACGGAGAGGCGGGCAGCCCCAACGGCGUAAGCAGAAGACAGCGGGAGAGGAACACAAAAAUAGAUGCAAAAAUAUAUGAACAGUUAAAAAAAAAAAUGCUGGGGAAACCCAUGAAUAAGUUGCAAAGGAAAUACCUGAACGAGAAGAGGCCCAAUUUUGCGCCCAUAUUUUUAGACCAGUUAAAGCCAAGAAUGAUACUGUACAAAACGGCCAUUCAAGUGAGUGAGCUGCCCUUACCAAAAUAUCCAGAAAUAGCAUUCAUAGGCAGAUCAAAUUGUGGAAAAUCUACCCUAAUCAACGAAUUGUGUGGAAGAACAAAUAAAGCGAAGGUGAGUAAAUUACCAGGAUGCACGAAAGAAAUACAUUUUUAUAAAAUAGCAAAACCUUGCUUGUUAUGUCUAGUCGAUUUGCCAGGAUAUGGGUUUGCCCAUAGUAAGGAAGAACUACGACUACAGUGGAAUGAAUUUACUUUAUUUUAUUUAAAAAACAGAAAAAAUUUAAAAAAAGUUUUUGUUCUCAUUGAUUGCAGAAUUGGACUGAAAACAAGUGACAAAGAAUUGCUCCAUUUUUUCGACCGUUAUAAUAUUAAGUACCAGAUAGUCUUAAGCAAAUGUGACUUACUGAAUACGAAAGACUUAGCCAUAAAGAUUCAAAUCGCGAACGAGGAAAUCGCGUGCUUUAAAAAUUUGGAGGCCCCCAUCAUUCCCCUCAGUUCGCUCAAAAGGCAGAACUUGAAUGAGCUGCGGAGGGAGAUUGCCCGGUACCAGCUAAACAAAACCAUCGUUAAAAAUAACAUCGUCAUGAAGAUCAACGACUUGAUCGAGCAGAGGCGGUUGCGCAAGUUGGCGGCGGGCGCGAUUAGCGGUGUUGGCGGGGUUAGUGGUGUUGGCGGCGUUGGCGAUGUUAGCAGCAUUGGCGAUGUAAGCAGCGUUAGCGGCGCAGUGGAGGGCCAGCAUAACCGCCCCCCGGGGACCCCCCCAGACGGGGGCCACGCAGAAGGCAUAAGCAAAAGCAAAGGUAAAAGCAAAACUAAAACGACCAGCGUAGGGGAGACCCUGUCGAAGGACAUCCUACUCAGCGAUGACACCAUUUCGGACGCAUUAAAUAGGUGGAAAAAAAAGGACACACCGAUGGUGGACAGACCUUUUAAUCAGUUUAUGAGUUCCCACAUGAAGAUUAUAAUAAGUGCCCUGCAAGAAAAGUUUCUGCGCCACUGCCGUGAAGAGUUUAACGAGAGCGACCUAAACAUUAUUGACGACGUGAUUGAAAAGUGUGGUAAACUGGGCCACCAAGAUGAGAAUUUGGCGAACCCAUCCACAAGGCAGAUAAAUGAUGCAGAACAGUUCUGCGUGAACAACACACGGGGUCAUCACAAUAAGGGGACCACCUACAUGCAAAAUAAACAAAGGAAAUACAAGAAAGGGUUGCAGUUAACGGAACAGCAAAUGGAAGGUGACAGGGGGGAGAGGCACCCUGGGGGAGAGACCAUUGGCAACGAAUCUAAUAAGGAUGUUAGUGAAGAUUUACCCCCACGGGGAAGAUCCCAUGGAGGAGCCAGUAAAAAGAUUGAUGUGAAAGAAAAUAAGAAAACCUACGUGGGGAGCAGCGAAACGGUGUCAGAACAGACGUGGGGUGCCGACCAACCGGUGGGUGAUAAUCACUCAUCAUAUUGUUCAAACGGUCUGGAAGUUCCCCACAGUGUUGGGCAUAAAAACAAAACUGGUGAUUAUUCAAAUCUGCCCUUGCUAAGCAGUAUCGACUCGAUGGAACUAGAAAAGGAGCUACUCUUGGACAGUCUGCUUUUAUCGGAUGAAAAAAAGAACAACCAAUAUGAGUACCUCCAUUGCGAAGACGUAAAAAUGGAUAAUCUAUUUGAAGCAAAAAUAAACCAAUCAUGUAGCGAUCAGUUUAAACGUGAGGAUUAUUCCAAAGUUAAGGAAAACCUUCUGUUGGAAGAAGAAGAUACAUAUACCCCCGAGGAUUAUGCAAGUGGGUUAAAGAGGAGUAAAGCGGCCACACAGAAUGGGGACAUCCUCUCCAGUUACGCCUUUAACAUAAAGGAUAAAGGCACGCAUCAAAUAUACGAAAAAAUAAAGUCAGAUGCGUACAAGAUGUAUAGAAGUAGGCAGCUAGAAAGUUUAGAAGCGCAAACCAGUUGGGGAACACCUGGACGAGGCAAAAAUGUGCACAAGGGGGAACCGCACACUACCGUUCGUUCCGCUUCACAAGGGGACAGCACCAGUGUGGGAAAGGGCUCACCUAUAUGUAGUGGCUCCCCUGGUGAGCUAGCCACCCCCCAGGGGGCAUCCCCCGCGAAUAGAGAAAACACAGAUAUGAAGAAACAUUACAUUGGCUUAAAAACCAGAAGCAGCAUUAUCAAGGGAACCAAAAAAUUAAAAUUAUUUGGUAAAAAAAGAACCAAUGAUAUUGUUCACGUCCCUACCGAUUUGGCAACGGACUAUUUUAAGCUAAGCAACAAGACCACCGUUUACGAUAAAAGGAAGAACAGCUGGAAUUACAUUAACUCUAAGUAUAAUAAGUGGCUUAAGAAAAUGACCCGUAAGAAGAUCUCCACCGAAAUUACCAGCCCAGUUAAAAAGGUAGACGUCAUGGUGAGAUAUGCGCAGAAACAGGAAAGCAAAUAUAAGAAGGAGAAAAACAAACUGCUUAUGCGGAAGAAGGACUUGGGCAUGAUCACCAAACCGCCUAAUCAUAAGAGGGGCCAAAAGAUUUCAAAAAAUUUUACCCUAUCGGAUGAGCAAAAGAUGUUUGAUAGGGAGGCCUUUUUUAAGUACCGCGAUGUCCAAAAGUGA